Molecule: messenger RNA, 747 nt
Organism: Oikopleura dioica
Lineage: Eukaryota; Metazoa; Chordata; Appendicularia; Copelata; Oikopleuridae
Source: the annotation of a GenBank genome assembly
AUGGAGUUGGUCAUAUUUUUGGGGGCUAUUAUAAUUCAAGACAGGAUUGAAGAAUGCUCUUUUGUCGAUACAAAUUUGUUGCUGAUAAAUGAUCAUACAAGCGUUUCUGGAUCAAUUGUCACUGUUUCUGAGAUCCAUGACGAAGUAAUUAUAUGCCAAGGGUCUACCACAAAGUGUGAAUCAUUUGAUGGUGACGUUUCAGUUGCCAUCGCACCAACAAGACUGGAACACCAACAUGCACCAAUGUGUCAAUAUGAAGGACAGGCUGUUGUAAUUGCUGGUUCAGGAACUGAAACCGUUGAAGCGCUUCAAUUCAGUGGUUGGCAACUCGAGCCGUCCCAUCCAUUAGGAAAACUCUACUGGACAGAGUUCGAAAUUCCCGCGAACUUUUGCGGGGCAUCUUGCACGUCUCUUGAUGAUGGCAUUAUUGUCGCUGGAGGAUAUUCAGCCGCGGAUGGAUUUUUUAAAGAUGUCUACUUAUUUCGAGAGGAGCUGUGGAAGAAAGUUGGCGAGCUGAACCAUAAAUAUGGGUAUGCCUCAAUGAUCAAUUACGGUACUUAUUUCUUGAUUUUUGGCGGAGCUUAUGAAGAUUUGGUUGUCGAAAGAAUAAAUUGGGAUGGCGAAAAAAUAACUUCGACCGAAAAAAUUAAUGAUCACGAAGGCAUUUGUCAUCGGCCGAUUAUUUUCCAGUCAGAUCCUGACACCUGCUCAACUCCAUGUCCGGAUUCCUUUUGCUAUCAGUUUUAA